UCACCGACAGCACGAGGAGGAAGGAGAGCGGUUUAAAACCCGAAGAUAUCGUUAAAACCUCCAAAGACAACAUGAGCAGGAGGAGCGGCCGUGAGCAGCGGUCCUCACAGAGGUCGGCUGAGGGCGCAGGCGGUGUAGUGACAGAAAGAGCUUUAACGUUACAUGAUAAUAGCUUUGCCAUCACUGAUCUACUGAGGAAACGCCGGGAGGAGAUAGAGCUGGAGACAAAGCUCAAGGAGCGCCAACAGAGGUUGGCGAUCUUGGAACAGAACACAGAUGAGUUGCAGGGGGAGUUUAAGAAAGUGAAGGAGUUACACAAAACCUAUGAUAAGUUUCUAAAGGAGAAAGUAGUGUAUCCAGCUGCUGAGGAGGAGAGCGAAGACUUGCUUCAACUUGAAGCUAAUAAAGAGAGGCUUGAGGUGGAGUAUGUUGAAGUGAUGGGGAGGAAGCAGGAGCUACAGCGUCAGGUGCAGAGACACUCUUUGUAUCAGGACUACAUGGAGCGCAUGGUCAAAAUGACUAAGUUUAAUAGUGUGAAGGAGCUCAUCGGUCAUUUAGAGAACUGUGUCCACUUCAGGGACCAUCUCUAUCAGAAAUAUAUUGAGGUGCAGGAGCAGAUCGACCAGCAGAAAAAAACACUGCAGACACUGGAGGACCAGCAUCACUUUAUUCGGCUGCAGAAGAACAGCCAGCUGUACCAGCUCCAGGGAGAGCUAGAGAAGACGCACUCCGAGGCUCUCAUAUUGGAAAGGGAGUGGAAUCACUUUCUGGAAAGAGCAGCAAAGAAGACAAUAACACUCGGAAGGAUUAAGAUGGCAACCCUCAACCUCUACGAGAUGACAGAUGACAAGAUAGAAGGGAGGGAAGCUGUGGAUAUGAAUGACACGGAGAAACAGCUGGACAAGAUCAAGGAGUACAUUAAGGACCAGGAGGACCUCUUGAAACAAUAUCAGGUUAUCUCACAGAGACGUAAUGCACAGGAAAAAGGCAAGCCAAAAAAUGCACCUAACACAGCGUAAAAAACUUGCUUCAAAUUAACUGUAAACAGAAGUUUCCCUGUUGCUUUAAAACUGACUUCACUGAACUAGUGGAAUAGUUCAUUUAAAGUUUGUUUAUUAGUCAUAAUGUAAAACUCUGUGAGUGAACUGUAACUGUAAACUUGAAGACAAUGAACUUCAAUAAACUUAUGGCACAAAUGA
This is a messenger RNA of Epinephelus lanceolatus (giant grouper), 1199 nucleotides long. RefSeq names its product cilia and flagella associated protein 73 (gene cfap73). The record is from RefSeq and is a predicted model, not a curated record. NCBI's taxonomy places the organism in Eukaryota, Metazoa, Chordata, Actinopteri, Perciformes, Serranidae.